Messenger RNA from Drosophila serrata, 547 nucleotides. RefSeq names its product C-type lectin 37Da-like. The record is from RefSeq and is a predicted model, not a curated record. Lineage: Eukaryota; Metazoa; Arthropoda; Insecta; Diptera; Drosophilidae.
AUGUUCAUAAGACUAACAAUUCUCGGUUCUAUAUUGUGCCUAUUUUCAUUGGUCGGAUGUUUUGAAGUGACACCAACCAUAGAGGAUGGAAUACCGCAGUAUCUGAAUAUAACAACUGGUCCGUUUACAAAGAUCGGCCAUGGAUAUUACUAUAUUGAAAGAGUUACUGCAAAGAAUUGGUUUGAUGCUUUCGCUGCCUGUCGCCAAUUGGGCGCCGAUCUUAUAGCUUUUGAGACCAUUGAGGAAUGGAACUUGAUCAAUGCUUUUCUCUGGAAAUACAAGAUAAUGGCCCAGUAUUGGACUUCAGGCACUGAUUUGGGAAAUCAGGGAAAACAUGUUUGGUUGUCAACCGGUCAACCGAUAUUACUUAAACUUUGGGGUCCCGGAAAUCCAGAUAAUUACAAAGGUGCCGAGCAUUGUGAUGAGUUGGGAUAUUUGGCAGUUGAAUCGAAUUACAACUCUUUCAAUGACAAUCGUUGUGACAAAUUGGGCCUAUUCAUAUGUGAAGCAGCACAGCCAAAGACAGCAUCGUUUGUUAUUUGGUAAU